Penicillium macrosclerotiorum is the source of this 834-nucleotide messenger RNA. Its product is annotated as alpha/beta fold hydrolase. Lineage: Eukaryota; Fungi; Ascomycota; Eurotiomycetes; Eurotiales; Aspergillaceae. The coding region runs from base 1 to 834 and encodes 277 amino acids. The transcript has a single exon. The record is from RefSeq and is a predicted model, not a curated record.
AUGUAUCUCACAAAAACGGUCAACGGUAUCGAAAUAUGCUAUGACGAGUCCGGUUAUACCGACGGACCAGCGGUUGUCUUGGUAUCAGGCUGGGCACACGACUUGCGUCUUUACGAUGCCAUGCUUCCCUACCUUGUUCGAAACCACCGGGUCAUCCGUAUCAACUGGCGUGGCCAUGGCCAAAACCGGGACUAUACAGACGACUUCGGCGUCGAUGAGCAAGUCAACGACACUCUGCGCCUUUUACAGGCACUGGGAGUCGAUCGAUUCUACCUCGUCUCACACUCUCAUGGUGGAUGGCCAGCGCUAGAAAUUGCGGACCAGCUGGGCAAGGACCGAGUCAUUCGAUUGUUGAUGAUCGAUCAGAUCAUGACUCCCCCUCCGCAAGAGUUUGCAGCCGGACUAGAAGCCAUGCAGAUACCGGAGACCUGGCUAGCAGCACGCAAGAGCCUCUUUGAAAACUGGCUGGCAGGAAGCAAUAAUACAGGCGUUCAAGACCAUUUGACCUAUUGCAUGGGUAGUUACGGACACCAGAUGUGGGCGCUUUCGUGUCGCGUAAUUGCAGCUGCUUACCAGACCUAUGGUUCUCCAAUGGAUCGGAUGCGAAGGAUGGUCAAUCCACCACCGAUACGCCAUGUCUUCUCUCAUCCCCUCGACUCGCCCGAGUACCGCCAGAUACACGACAGCUUUUCCAAGGCACAUCCUUGGUUUUCAUAUACGGAUUUAGAAGGCGAAACCCAUUUUCCGAGUGUUGAGAUGCCGCAGAAGGUGUGCGAGGAACUCGAACGCUUGAUUGAGACUGGUGGAACACAGCGACGCAAUGGCUCGCUAUAA